AGCGCGGGGCCGUCAAUGGAACUGCGGCUCCUCCUCGUCGUCACAAAGGGAUGGGAUCGGAACGCCGCCUCGGAACGCUCAGCCGUUAAAAACCCGCCGCCGGCUCGAGCCCACCCGCGCCACACCGAGCAGCACAGAGACAGAGGGGCUGCAGCCCGGAGCAGCAGCAGCGGCGGCGGCGGCGGCAGCGGAGACUCAGCCGAGCUGGUCACUGAGGAACAGCGGCAUAAAAAGAGGAGGCACAGAGCCGACCCGAGGCGGUGCUGGAGAAAUAGCGGAGAGAGGAGAUAGAUACUGCUUUCUUCUGCUUCUCCUCCUUCCUUCUCGCUCCUUCCCUCUCUCGCGUCUUGUGAAGGAAUGGAUUUCACGACUGUCAUGUCUUUCUGACCUGGAGAGGGAGAGACAGAGAGAGAGACAGAGAGAGGGGGGAGAAGGAGAUAAAACCGUGAGCCGAGUGCUCUCGUAUCAUUUAUCGCAAUAUAUAUAUAUAAAAAAAACAGGGAAGAGCGUUAGUUACAACGUCCCUCCAGAAGGAGCGUUGGCUUUAUCUGCGUUGUUGGCUUCAUCAGGAAAAAAAAAUGGGAGAACAACCCAUCUUUAGCACGCGAGCCCACGUCUUCCAGAUCGACCCUAACACCAAGAAGAACUGGGUCCCAACUAGCAAGCACGCUGUGACUGUGUCCUACUUCUAUGACAGUACACGCAAUGUGUACAGGAUAAUCAGCCUCGACGGGUCCAAGGCAAUAAUCAACAGCACAAUUACUCCAAACAUGACGUUCACAAAAACAUCACAGAAGUUUGGGCAAUGGCCAGACAGCCGUGCAAAUACAGUCUAUGGCUUGGGGUUUUCUUCUGAACAUCACCUAACUAAAUUUGCUGAAAAGUUCCAAGAAUUUAAAGAUGCUGCAAGGAUAGCAAAAGAAAAAAUGCAGGAAAAAAUGGAAUUAACCAGUACACCUUCCCAGGAGUCUGGAGGAGGUGAUCUGCAAUCACCUCUGACACCUGAGAGUAUUAAUGGUACGGAUGAUGAAAGAUCCCUUCAAGAUGUGGCUCAGGACUCUGAUGCACGAGCCGAAAUUAACCAGAGUUCACUCCCAUUUACUCAUAGCACUACAAUAGGGAAACACUGGGAGUCUGAAUUGGCAACCUUAAAAAACAACAAUGCGAAGCUAACAACAGCACUUCUGGAAUCUACUGCCAAUGUUAAACAAUGGAAACAACAACUCUCUGCUUAUCAGGAAGAGGCAGAACGGCUGCAUAAAAGGGUUUCUGAACUGGAGUGCCUGAGCGGCCAGGCAAAUGUGCUUAAGACGCACAAGACUGAAUUGAACCGAACAAUAGAAGAACUUGAGACGCAAAUGAGAGACAAAGAGGAGGAAAUUGAGAGACUGAAGAAGGAUAUUGAAGGAGCUAGGGAGCUUGAGGCACAGAGAGACACAUUAUCGCAGCAACUGCAGGAAGUGGAGAUACAUAACCGAGACCUGGUGGAGCAGCUGUCAGACCUGGAGCAGCGGCUGGAGAAGAGUCAGAAUGAGCAGGGCGUCUUCCGCAAUAAUUUAAAAACACUUCUGGAAAUUUUAGAUGGGAAAAUCUUUGAACUAACGGAAUUGCGAGACAACUUAGCAAAGUUAAUAGAAGGCAGCUAAAACGUGAACCUUUGUAUCAGCAUCUUCACCCAGAUACAGUACAUAUAGAGGCCAGAUUGAAAUCUUCCUUUCUUCUUACUGGAAGGUGUUGGAACACCCUAGGCUCCCUGUAGCAUUCCAUAUCACCAUAAGAUAUGUUCUGCGCUCUUUAGUGUUUUUUGUCCAUUACGUAAGGAGAAGCAACUGCACAAAGCCUAAUUGUAAAUUAAUAUUUCCCCGUAAUGUUUCUUCCACUCGAUUUACUCUAAUCAUCAAGGAUUUUGUAUAUUUAGUUUUCAAAUUGUUCCAAGAGGAUAUUUCAAAUGGUACUUUAAGCAACCUGAAGAAAUUUAUCAAUAUUGAAGAGUCUUUUAAUUGCAAACAAUGGAUUUUACUGGGUCAAAGAGACAGUAUCUCUUUCUCUAUGCAGUUAUGUAGAGGCUGUUAAAAGUAACAUUUACACGCGGUUUGCAUUUUAACCAAUUUUCAUUCAUUUUUGCUGUCAGAUUGUAAGAGUGAGAAAUGAUGCACUGAUUGACACAUUAAUUUAUGGGCUCCAAAGAAAUUUCUUUAUAAGAAUGAUUUUUCAGUUUAUUAAGAACGCAAAAUGGUUCUUUAAAAAAAGGCUAUUUAAAGGCGACAAAGUGUUUAUUUGGGUGUAGUGUAUAGUUUGAUUCUGAAGUAUGUUCUGUGCAGGUUGAAAAAAGGGAUGAUGUCUCUUUAUAUUUAAGAAAAAUGUAAGUUAAUAUAAACUGUUAUAUUGUUACUUACCAAAUGUGCAUAUAGUGGUUUUCCAAAGCAGUGUUCAUAAGCACUCACCUAUAUAUGUAUUCUAAAUUAAUGAAAAUCCAAAAAAUAAAUAUUGGGCAGUUUUUAAGAUGUGUACCAUGCAGCAAUAAUCAAAAAUGUAUAAUUUAUUGAAAUGUGUUUUAAUGAGAGUUUGAUUUUUAUUGUGCACUUAAGAGAUUUUUAGGAGCAAGCCUAGCUGGUGGUCAAUGGGUUGCACUCGCCAUGUAAUGGAGUUGUGCGUUUUGGUCACGGAUUUAUGGAGCUCUUGUAUAUCGAGAAUAAGUCGCAUUUUUGAAAGUGGAACGCUGUUUCAGAAUAGGUGCUGUAAAGAUCUAUGAAUGUUUACCCGUUGGAGAUUUCAGACAAUGUUUUUUUUAAAAAAGCAUGGAACCAGGAUAUAAAAAGAGGAGACUGCGCACUGAGAAACCUAUUUACUGUCCUAGGUUUAGAGCAUGUGGAAAGUGGUUUACAGACCACCUGUAAAUCCAAAAUGAUGCAAUGAUCUUCGAUUGCUACACAUUUUAAAUACUUAUCAAGCUCUCUAAGAAUAUGUACCCGACUUUUUACUUUGAUCUGUUAAACUACUGGAAGUGUUGGUUAAUGUUGCAAUAAUCAGCAGACUAGUUUAAACUGUUUUGGCAUGGUGUGCUUUGGAGAUACCUGUGUGUGGGCAGUCUGUACCGGCCCUUGCAUCUUACACACACAAAAUGAAAAGAAGCAUGAAGCAGGCCGCAGGUGACGAUUCUCUGUUGCUUCAGGUACAAAGAACAGCGUCAUGUGAAGCCAAAUUGCUGAGAAGAAGAAAAGGUUUUAUCUUCACAAUAUGAAUUUGCUGCUAGAAUAAUAGUCUGUGUAAGACCCAAUUAAGCCUGCUGACAAAGCUACAUCUCAUGACUCAGUUAACAAAGGAAUAUUUAAGAGAGUUUCAAGAACAACUGUACAGACAGCUUCUCAAUGCAGUAAGGAAAAGAAUAAUUUUUGAGAACUAACUUUUUGCUCAGUCCCAGUAUUAGUUCAAUACCACUCAAUAAAGUGGUCAGAGCAGAGCUGAAUAUUUGGUACUAAAGUUUCGUUUAUGACUACAUGUGGAGUGACCUCAAACAAAACCGAAUACGGCAAUCUGCUCCUCUUCAGCAAGACUAAAGAAUAGACAAGACGAACACCAACAUCUUGUUUCUUUUAAUUCAAAGAGCCCUGCAAAAGCUUCAUGAAAUGCUUGGGAUAACUCAUUCAUAAAAAAAUUUCCUCAUCCAUUUACAAGCAAUGUCAUUGUUUGGUUUGCAAACUAACAGGAUCCUUGGUACCCAGAUCAGCAAACAGAAUUGGAAAAAAAUGCUUUAUGCACAACCUGUUACAUGUAGAUUGGGACAACUGGGUAAUAAUCUUGCCCUGAUAAACCAUCUUUGGAUGUCUGCGUCAUAGCUCAUUCAUUCAAUAUUGGGGUCAGAUUUAUAAUAUAUGGACUGUUUUUUUCUUUUUUUUACAGUUUAUUAUUGUUACACUGGGCUGAGGAAGUGUAAUAGAGCCUUGACCCAAAGCUGAAGCUGUAUUAUAACUUGGUUCUAGAUUGACUGAACUGGAUUGUGUAGCAAGCUGAAUGUUCUUUGAUAUAGGAAAAGAAGACUGCAGAUCCAUGUUCCAUUCUUUGUGAAUACAUUAUAUUGCUUGAUAAAUCAGCACAAGAGGAAUUCAAUCUGUUUUCAAGACAAGGUAAUUGAGAAUUCAGUGACUUUUUGAGAUGUAAAUGACAAUGAUUGUGUUUUUAAUUUAGAUGCAGAUAAAAUAACCAGUCUUUUGAUGUACUGUAUUAAUUCAGAACAGAAAUGUAUUUUACUCAAUUCUGGCUGAAGUUGCUGACAAAUUGAAAGCAUUGCUACUUUGUCUGUUGUGAAUUAAUAAGUUACAGAUUUCUUUUUUCCCCAAAAAAUCACCAACCAAAAUGGUGAGAGUAUUACACAGAUUAAACUGUGCUUUUGUAGAUCCACAAACAUUCAGUGAUUCAUUUACUGGAGAAUCUGUGUCGACAUUUUUAUUUUUGUUGGGCAGGAGAGGAGAGCCCUGAGUAUUUUCAAUGCUGAGAUUAUCUUCAACGCUUCUGAACUGCAGCCUAAAUUGUCUCCAUCGUAUGACCAAAUGUGGCUAGUAUUACGUGUUACUGUAAAGUUAGAAUAUACAGCACAGAAACAGAUCAUUCGGCCCAACUGGUC
Messenger RNA from Callorhinchus milii (elephant shark), 4621 nucleotides. RefSeq names its product homer scaffold protein 1 (gene homer1). NCBI's taxonomy places the organism in Eukaryota, Metazoa, Chordata, Chondrichthyes, Chimaeriformes, Callorhinchidae. Bases 579 to 1646 code for a protein of 355 amino acids. The record is from RefSeq and is a predicted model, not a curated record. The transcript is spliced from 9 exons. Gene Ontology annotation, molecular function: G protein-coupled glutamate receptor binding. Gene Ontology annotation, biological process: G protein-coupled glutamate receptor signaling pathway; regulation of store-operated calcium entry. Gene Ontology annotation, cellular component: postsynaptic density; cytoplasm; dendrite.